UCCACUGAGGCAAAGUGAAAAUACACUCAACAUCCGGUAUGAUUAUAAGAGCAAAAAAUGGGAGAGAAAGAAAGAAAAUUGUUUCUGAUAUCAUUUUCUGCUACUAUCAUUAUUGUUAGUGCUAAACUUAAUCUAAAUCCGGUCAUUCUAAUGCCCGGAGACGGAGGAAGUCAGUUCAAGGCAAAGUUGAACAAACCUAGUGUAGUUAAAUGGUACUGCGACAGGAAGACAGACGAUUACUAUGACCUGUGGCUCAGCCUGAAACAGAUAGAACCAUUAGCCGUAACCUGUUUCGUGGAUAAUAUGAGGCUUGUGUAUGAUAAUGAAACAAGAACAACCCAUAAUUCGCCUGGCGUAGAGAUACUUAUUCCUGGUUUUGGUGAAACAGAGACAGUAGAAUGGCUGGACGAUUCGGACUAUUUCUUCACAAAAUAUUUUCACGACAUUGCCAAGGCAAUGGUCAGCUGGGGAUAUGAGAGAAAUGUGACGUUGAGAGGGGCUCCGUACGACUUCAGAAAAGCACCAAAUGAACUACACGACUUCUUGGACAAUGUAAAAUCACUGAUAGAAGAGACAUACUACAAGAACAACAACAAUAAAGUAGUUCUUCUUGGCCACAGUAUGGGCAAUCCAGUUACACUUUAUUUAUUGAAUCACAUGACCAGCGCAUGGAAAGAUAAAUUCAUUAAGAGUUUUAUAUCCCUGGCUGGAGUCUGGGGUGGUGCAGCCAAACCAAUAAGACUGAUGGUAUCAGGCGAUAAUUUGCACGUGCCGCUUGUACAUCCAAUCAAUGUUCGUCGCGAGCAGAGAAGUACGCCAAGUACUGCAUGGUUAAUGCCGUCAGAUGAGUUCUGGGGUCCUGAUGAGGUCCUUGUUGUGGCCCCUACCAGAAACUAUACAGUUAGAGAUUACAAACAACUCUUCAGGGACAUAGACUAUGAAACAGGUUACAUGAUGCUGGAGGACACCCACAGACUGAUACACCCACUGAGAGCCCCAGGUGUAGAAAUGCAUUGUUUACAUGGAGUUAAUGUCACCACACCUGCAGUUUUCGUGUAUGACAAUAAAACAUGGCAUGACAAAUGGCCGGCGGCCCUUCCCGACAACGGUGAUGGUACUGUGAACAUACGUAGCCUGCUAGGGUGCUUGAAGUUUCGUAAUCAACAGAAGCAGCCUGUUCAUCAUCACACGUUUCAUGCCGCAGAACAUAUGGAGAUUCUUAAACGAACAGAUGUCAUAGAAUAUUUAAAGAAUGUACUUAUUGGCCAGAAGAAAGCGGUUGAGAAAUUGAUUAGGUUUUACUUUGAAAAUGUGCGGAAGGUUUGUGAAAUUGAUACAAAUACUUAAUGGUGGCAGUGUCUGUGCGUUUGCAAUUUAUCUGAAUCAGUAUUCAGAGAUCCAGACCCAUUUACUGACAUAAUCAAAAUGAAUCAUCUUUAAACGAACUAUAUAUAGGCUACUAAGAUUUUUUGUAUGAAUCAUGAAACCUGUUGGAUGGACAUCUUCCUUAAAAGCGUUUUCAAAACAGAUUUCUAUGAACAACGACUUUCCAUAGAUUUCAUAUCGUCGAGGUACCUGUGAGGCUUUGUUAACGGUUUUAAAGUAUUAUUAUACAGGGCAUAAUCCGUAUACACAAAUGUAUUGCUUAUAGGGCUUUAUUCUCGAUAGUUUGGGCAACUAUUCCUUGAUACUGAUGAAAAAUUGAGGUAUAUGUUUAACUGUA
Molecule: messenger RNA, 1723 nt
Organism: Mercenaria mercenaria
Lineage: Eukaryota; Metazoa; Mollusca; Bivalvia; Venerida; Veneridae
Product: phospholipase A2 group XV-like
Exons: 7
Coding region: 58-1347 (429 amino acids)
Biological process (GO): lipid metabolic process
Source: RefSeq, a predicted model, not a curated record